UGCGUUUCAUUCAAGAGGGAGGUUUGAUAUGGGGUAUAGUAAAUACCUGUCCUUUCUUUUCUUUGUAUGUUCCUCUCUGAGUCUGUUUACCUCAGUUCACAGCAGUCCUAAGUACUUGGUUGCUGUACCGCGACAUCUGCAGUGCUGUCAACCAGAGACAGUGUUGGUCUCGGCAUUCAACUUGAAUGGUGGCAGUAUUUCAGCAUACCUGCAAGUAGUAAACGAUUCCGGACAAGUCAUUACGCAAACAACUUCAAUCAAUGUCCUCGAAAGUAACUCACCCGUGGCUUUCAAUCUUACCCUACCUUGUCAGAAGUUGGCCAAACUAGAUGACCCUAAUGCUGAGCGUUACGUGAGUAUAAGAGCAGUGGGAAGUGGAUCCGCCUCAUUCAGUAAGGUCACAAGAGUCGCAGUCAAAGCAAGCCCUUCGCUCGUGUUCGUGCAAACAGACAAACCCGUCUACGUGGAGUACGACGAAGUUCACAUUCGAGUUGCCGUUCUUGGAUGCAAUUUUCGUCCGUGCUGUGGAGGCGACAAAGAAUGCGUUUGUGAUGUCAAUUUAGAUAUCAGGAAUCCACAAAACAUUAUUGUUGAUCGAUUGCCCAUACCAUCGUGUUCUUCUGACGGAGCCAUCAAACGUAAAGAUUUCAAGCUGGGGCCUUCUCCUGUGCAAGGUGACUGGACAAUUAUUGCCAAGCGUACCUGUGAUGGUAGCGUUAUAUCCGAGACGUAUUUUGAGGUGAAGAACUACGUGCUGCCUCGGUUUGACGUGAAUAUCAAACCUCCCGACUACGUCAAAGUCACGAGCCCUACCAUUGCUCUUGAAGUGGCUGCAAUGUAUACUUAUGGCAAAGGAGUUCGGGGUACGUUGUAUAUCGACUUGGGGAUAUGCAAUGAGACUUCUAUUAACGCUACGGUGUUUAAAAAGGCGAAAUUCGCUCUUUCUCCAUUGGAAAAAGGAGUGAAGAAAUUGAGCUUUCCCAAUGGAGGUUAUUUAGAAUUUCCUCACGGGAAGCGGUUGUGCAUAUUUGUUGAGGUCGUAGAAGAAGCUAGCGGAAUCAAGUUUGCAAAGUCGGACAGAUCUGCAGUGUUUACGGACAACCCAAUCAAAGUUGAUUGUGAUCUUACUCCACCUUUUUACAGACCCAAUCUUCCUCUUAAGUUGCAGGUGCAAGCAAGAUAUCCCAACGGUCGGACUGUUCCUCAAGCUCAGAUUACUGCAACUGAUGCAAAUGGUCGAAACUAUCUUCAUAGUAUACAAGCAGAAAGCAGAGGCAUUGCUGAUAUUGUUAUCGACGUGGGAAGCGUCAGCGGUGACAUGGAAAUUAAGAUCGGUGUAAGUGGUCAAGCUUUAGGGAAGGUGUGUGUUUUCAAACAGUUUUGUUCAUCUUGCGGAGGACACAUUACCGUCAGAGCAAAGACUGGAGACAAAAUACAGGUGGGAAGCAGAGCUAACUUUGAAGUAAUCAAAUCAAAUUCAGACAACAGACAGCUAACUAUUACGACUGUUGUCAUUGCGAGAGGAAGCAUUCAAUCAUCUCAGUCUGUAAGGAGUAGCACGGGUCCUCUGACGUCAUUUCAAGUCGAGAUCACACCUCAACUAGCCAAUCGUUUCUGCGUUCUUGCCUAUUAUAUGGAUACCUGCAACGAGCUUGUGUCUGACGUCGUCUGUCUAAAGACAGCAGAAACAUGCGCCAACGAGAUAUCAUUGAAACUGAAAACUCAGAGCGUUCGACCGGGCAAUCAAGCUACAAUUGGUGUCAACGUCGCUUGUCCAAAUUCUGACGUCGCAUUGUUGGCUGUAGACAAAGGAUUAUAUAUUCUCAAUAGUGAAAACAGACUGUCACGAGACAAAAUCUUUUCUGCUUUGGAUAAUUGUUCCUAUUCUUGUGGUUACACUGUUGCAAGUUCAGAUGGAAUGUUUGAUGUUGUUGGUUUGGCUGGCAUGUCUGACGCUUCUAUUAAUCCUCGCUGUAGCUGCUGUACACCUUCAUGCCGUGCUUCUUGUAUGAAUGCUGAUGACAGUUGCGGUACCGGACGAAAGAAGCGAGGAUCUAAACUUGUGGAAAGAUUGUGUGAUGAAAUAAAAAGGCGAUCAGGAAAACUUUCCAAUAAUGUUGCCGAUUAUUGCCUCAACGAGUACAGAGAGCUUGUUAAAGGAAAAUUUAGCAGCUUUGAUGACCAUUUGUCAGAGACGGAUCGAAGGAACGAGGCAGAGUACAAAACGGAGGAUGUAGCCACUUAUCUCUACCAAUGUUGUAUAGAAGACUUUAAGAACAGUGACAGAGCUAGAUCGAGUUCUCAAGGCGGCGUUGAUAACUUUGACAAGCAGGACCCGAGCUUCUUGAAAAGGCGAACGAAUUUUCCACACGUUUGGUUACAAGACAAAGUCCUUACCAACGGGAAUUUGAAAUCAUUUGACGUAACUGUUCGAGUUCCUGACUCGAUUACAGAAUGGUCUGUCUACGGAUUAGCGCAGUGCUGUGAAUCGGGAUUUUGCGUGUCAGAACCGAUCUCGAUUAACGUUUUUCAGAGCGUUUUUGUAGAGUGUCAUCUGCCAUUUUCGCUAAAGCGGCAAGAACAAGUGUCCGUGGCUUGCACUGCGUUCAAUUACAACCAACAUGCAACUAAUGCAUGGAUAAAAGUCGUUGAUGUACGUAAUGAUCUUUGCACUACUGCGGGAACGGGAAAAGAGACGGACUGGAUACCUUUUCGCAUUGAAGGUCAUGACUCGAAAACCGUUCUUAUUCCUGUUAUUCCAUUAGUAGUUGGAAUAACGGAGCUAUCGGUCAGGAUGAGUACGGACCUUACUAGUGAUCAGAUAGUUCAGAACAUCACUGUUGUGCCGGAGGGAGUUACUCGAGAGUCAGAUGCUGCUGUAGAGUUGGAUCCUCUUGGAGUCAAUAUGGACGAAUCAAAGAGCUGCACUCUUCUUCCACCUCCAGAUCUGAGAAUUGGCCAGUGCUUUAAAUACGUAUUCAUAAAUGGAGAAUGCAGUGAGCCUCUCGAAGGGCCAUUUACAAAGGACGGAUGUUGCACUCAACAAAUUGGUAAUUUUGCUUCGGCGUUUCGCGCACAAGGAGGAACGUGUGAACGGUGUCCUGGCAAAAACGAAACUCACUACUGCACGGGGCUGUGUCAAUGCGGAGGACGUCCUUACACUAAGAGUCAAACCAAUUUCUUUCCAGUACGACUUCCCGAAAACUACAUUGAGGGAUCGGUCACAGCCUGGAUUGGUGUCAGCGGAAAAUAUUUUACCGUAGGCGAAAAUAUGGAAGGAAAGGUGGACGAAAUCGAAAGCGUAGAGAGUAUGCUGGGAAUACCCGGUGGAUGUGGAGAGCAGAGCAUGCUAAGAUUUGGUCCUAACUGCGCUAUUGUCACAUUCCUAAAUGCCACCAAUCCAGGAGCUGUAAGGAAACACCUUCCGCUACUUCAAAAUGGCUAUAAUUACCAGUUGAAGUAUCGCCUGGUAGAUUCCGGAGCAUUUACUGUGUGGUUGCAUUACACACCAUCGACUUGGCUCAGUUCGUUCGUGCUGCGCACAAUGUGUUGUGCAAGAGAGUUUGUUAUAGUUGACGACGCGGUCGUCAGCGGUCUCAUCAACUUUCUCGGAACGAGACGCGAAAACGGCAAGUUUGUUGAACCGCAGAAUGUAAUUCAUAGAGAGAUGGUGGGUGGAGUUCAAGAGGCUGGUGUGUCGAUGACUGCUUACACAACAAUGAGUCUAUUGGAGUGCUGUCGCAACGAAGAGAAGCCAACUCUUGUGAAUCUAGUUUGUCCAGCAGUGAGUUACAUGCAGAAGGAGGUGGCUGCAGGUCGAGUGAACCGACCAUACGCGCAGGCAAUUGUGUACAAAGCUUUGAUCCAAGCUUGUGUUUGCGGCUGCGCGGUGUGCAAACCACAGGGAGUAUGUGAUUACACAAUCAUCGACAAAUUGAAGAAAAAUCUGUUUGACAAAGCAGUAAUUGACACUGACGGUUCUAUGCACUGGGAAGCAGACAGCAGAUUGGGGAAUGCCUAUUGGUAUAGUAAACCGUCUGCUAUUUCGGUAGAAAUGACGGCUUACGUCUUACAAGCAUGCCUUUGCGUUGGUGACUGCAAGUGUGCCCGAUCUACAGCCAAGUGGCUCAAUACUGCUAGAAACUCACGAGGAGCCUUUGUCUCAACACAAGACACUGUGGUUGCUUUGACAGCCUUGGCUCAAUUCGCAGCCGGAUGCCGUGUCACUGUUCUUCAUGCUCCCAAUUUAUGUAUAAAUGUUCGUUCAUCGAAUUAUUCCCUUAUCAAGACAUUUCGAAUUACUCCACAAAAUGCAGACGUUAUGUACCGCGUUCCGGUUCCUGUCAAUGAACUCAUUAGAGUCGACACGUGCGGAAGCGGGCUAGGACGGGCAGUGGUGCAUUACGAGUACAACGUUCCCGGGACUUCCGUCGAACAAUGCGCAUUUGACAUUGCUGUGAAUGCUUCGAAGAUGACAAUGAACACAAACUUUGAGCCACCUGUCGGAGCUCAAAUUUCCUACUGUGUUAGAUAUUUGGGCUCUGGAUGCACCACAAUGGCUGUAGUAGAACUUGAGUUGCCGACUGGAUACGAAGCGUGUGAAAGCCUCGAGAACAAUUUCUCGGAUUGGCGAUGUCUCAGUACCAUAUUACGAGAUGGCGGUAGCCGACUUGGGUUAUCAAAAUACGAGGUCUCAGAGAGAAAGGUCGUGUUUUACUUUGAAAAGCUGUGUGACACCGAACGAACGUGUGUCGUUUUCAAAACUUACCGCAAGUUUGAGAUCGUUCAUUCUCUACCCGUCAGUGUACAUGUGUUUGAUUACUACGAGCCAGAGGUACAAUGCACUAAGUUUUACACGCUUGGAGGAGGAAGCCCGGAGUUGGGCUUGAUUUGUGACAGUUCGAACAAAGGACAGCCUGCUUGUGUAUGUGGAGCAGGACGUUGUCCAAAAUUAGAAAAGGAGAUUCACAACAGGCUCUGCAAUGCUUGCGUUCAUCAUGACUAUGUGUACAAUGUGCGCAUCAAUGACGACACCUAUGAAAAUGGAUGGCACAAACUCGAUGUGACUGUUGUUGACGAGAUCAAACCAGGGGCACAUAGGCAGAAGAACGGAUCAAAUCUUCGUCUGUGGUUACCUUCGAUUUGCACCACCGACAUUAAACUUGUUACUGGCAACUGCUAUCACAUUCAAGGCAGAGAUGGAACCAAAUAUGUUCUCGAUCACAACACAGCCAUUGAACCAUGCCCAAAAGAUACGUCCAGUGCUUCCGAUUGCAAGAAGAAGGUGAAGCAAAAAUGCGUUGUAAAGCCGUGUAAGAAGCAGAAAACCAAGAAAAAGAUACGUAAAUGUGAAAAGAAAAGAAUGGAAAAGUGCGAGGAUGAAUUCAAAGCGUGCAAUCACUUGGACGCCUUUAAAAAGUACAUCACGAAAUUGCGCGAUGGCUCAAUAUGCGAGUCCAGAGACAUUUGUUCGAGUUAGGAUACGAAGGUGUCGUUUCUGUUUUGUGUACGGCUAGAUUUCGUCUUGCAAUAUGACAUUGUGACUUCUUCGUUUGUGUUAUUGGAACACGGUAGAGACAGCUGGUGUUGCAACUGUUUGUGACGUUGUAGUGUAGAUGGCGUAUUCGUGUUAUUCUGUCUUUGCAUAUGCAUCCUCUGGCUCUCAUCUUGAAAAAACAAGGGUUCCAGAGGUGACAAAUUAGAAGUAAAGAAGGUGA
Messenger RNA from Corticium candelabrum, 5717 nucleotides. RefSeq names its product complement C3-like. Gene Ontology annotation, cellular component: extracellular region. The coding region runs from base 29 to 5479 and encodes 1816 amino acids. The transcript is spliced from 42 exons. Gene Ontology annotation, molecular function: endopeptidase inhibitor activity; protein binding. The record is from RefSeq and is a predicted model, not a curated record. NCBI's taxonomy places the organism in Eukaryota, Metazoa, Porifera, Homoscleromorpha, Homosclerophorida, Plakinidae.